UCACUGAAACCCUCUCAGUCUGACAGCUUCUUCUCAACCAGGUGCCAUCAUGCCUUCAAACACCGCCGCCAGCAUGUUCGGGGGAGCCGGGGGCCGAGGCUCCAGGGCGUCCGUGGCGAGUCUGCAGGGGCUGCGCAGCGUCCUGCGCAAAGACAGCGACAGAGACUACGCACGGGCCGCUCCUGCCGCUCCCGCCGCGCCUGCCGCGCCUGCCGCCCCCGCGGAUGACAAGCAGACACUGCGCGGUCUGAACGACCGACUGUCCGGUUACCUGGACCGAGUGAAACAGCUGAGGGAGGAGAACGAGAACGUGGAAAAACAGAUCGAUGAGAUUUUGGCCAAGAGGAGAGAACUUGAGGACCGGGACUGGGACGAGAUAGAGAAACCUCUGGAUGUCCUCAAGAACAAGUUAAAAGACAUCACCAUGGAUAACGCCAAGCUGCUACUCCAGAUUGACAACACCAAAAUGGCCAACAAUGACUUCAAGGACAAGGCGGAUCACGAAAAAAAGUCCCGUGAGGAAAUGGAACGCGACCUGGACGACCUGAGGAAGACUGCUGUGGAAACCAGGCUGAACUGCGAGCAGAAACACAAGGAGAUUGUGCUGGUGAAGGACGAGCUUGUCCGCCUCAAGCUGGAACACAAGGAUGAUGUGGACGUCUUGCGUGAGAAGAUCAGGGAGUCCGUGGUGACGGUCGAGAUCGAUUCUCAGAAUUCCAACCUGGCUGAGAAUCUCAACAAGAUCCGCAGCCAGUAUGAUAAACUAGCCCAGAGGAACCGGCAGGAGACUGAUGAGUGGUACCAGAGCAAGUUUGAAAACAUCAAGGUGGAGGAGGCCCAAAAUGUGGAAGUCGUGCAUUCUGGAAAGAGAGAGCUUAAGGAUCUGUGCAAAGACAAACAAAUCCUGGAAAUUAAAAUCCAGGGUUUGCAGAGCACGAUCCAAAAUCUGGAGGAGACCCUGCGGAACACGGGAGAUGAGAAUGGCCAGCGGCUGGCACCUCUCAACAAGGUGAUCCUGGAGCUGGCGGAUGAGCUGGAGAAGGUGAGGUCACAGGUGGAGCGCCAGGUGGAAACCAACCAGGACCUGCUGUGUGUCAAGAUGAAGUUAGAGUCGGAAAUCAAUAACUACCAGCAGCUGAUCCUUGGGAUGACCAUUGACACUGACAGCUUGGAGUUCUCUUUAGACGAAGCACUGCAGAGUGAGCAACAAAUGCCUGACAAUGUGGUGCCCGAACAGCAGGAGGAAGUAAAAGAAGAAGCCAUAAUGAAGCAAGAAAGCAGCCCUGCUAAUAAAUAUAUCACCGAGGAGGAGGAGGAGGAGGAGGAGACUCCAGCUGAGGCAGAGGCAGCAGGAGACGUCAUCGAGGUCGCAGCCCAAAACCAUAAGAAAAAAAACAAAAAGCCCAAAACUAAGAAGAGUUCUUCCUCCUCCUCCUCCUCUUCUUCCUCUUCUUCUUCUUCCUCCUCUGAGUCCGAGAAAGAAGAUGAAAAGCCAAAACUUGAUCUUUAAACGUAUCAUAUUCGGUUGAUGCUGCCCAGACCUAAAGUGUUUUUCUUUCUCAGAUAUCAUAAAAAAAAUAAAAACUUUG
Solea senegalensis (Senegalese sole) is the source of this 1589-nucleotide messenger RNA. RefSeq names its product keratin, type I cytoskeletal 18-like. Gene Ontology annotation, molecular function: structural molecule activity. Lineage: Eukaryota; Metazoa; Chordata; Actinopteri; Pleuronectiformes; Soleidae. Bases 50 to 1510 code for a protein of 486 amino acids. The transcript is spliced from 8 exons. The record is from RefSeq and is a predicted model, not a curated record.